Heterobasidion irregulare TC 32-1 is the source of this 1722-nucleotide messenger RNA. RefSeq lists its product as uncharacterized. The coding region runs from base 1 to 1722 and encodes 573 amino acids. The record is from RefSeq and is a predicted model, not a curated record. Lineage: Eukaryota; Fungi; Basidiomycota; Agaricomycetes; Russulales; Bondarzewiaceae. The transcript is spliced from 5 exons.
AUGGAGGAUGGUGAUUACGUAUCAUCGGCAUCCUCUUCGGACGACAUCAUACAAGAGAAAGACAAGUCUUUUAGUGCCUCGAAUCGGCGCGUGCUGACCCAAGUUUUGGCACGCAAGGACAGGGAUGCUAAAAAAGUGCAUGAACUUUUGAGGCUCGCUUUCUCGAAGUUGGAUCAGGAAACCCAACGUGCCGUUGAUGCCGAACGCCGCGCUACAGAGUGUUUAGUGCGCGCACGCAACGCGAUCGACGCACGUACUCUUGCUGAAGCAGAAGCCGCCCGUACACGCGAGGAGCUUGGAAUGUACAAGGUUCAGCUUGACCAGGCGCAGCGUGAAAUUCUUCGAGCACAAGAAGUCCUCGACAGCCUUGAAGCUCGCCGACGCGAUGCUGAAGACGAGGCGGCAAGAGCAAGGAGUGUGGCGAGGAAGCUACAGGAACAAAGAGCAGUGGAUCUUGCACGGGAAGAGGGUAGAAAGGCUGGCUGGAGGGAGGGUGUAGAGCGAGGUUGGAGAAUGGGCUGGGAAGAAGCCCUUGAAGGGAGGAGAGUACGGAAUGGGCGGACACGACCUAGACCGAGAAGGAGCUUGCAAGAGGUCUUGUUCGAGGAUGAAGGACCAGAAGAACCUCGUGUGGAGUAUGAGCAGAGCUCGGAGGAAUCUUCCCUCGUCAAUGUUCCUUCAAGAGGGGUUCCAGAAGCUGGAAAUGGCUUUGCACUCCCGUUCGACGGCGCACCGCAUGAACAAACACAUCACAUUCCAGCUAUCACAACGCCCGUACCAACCCUCACAACGCCAUUCCGACCACCACCUCCAGAUUCUACUCGUUUCGAUCCUGGUCUCGGGCGGCAACGCACGCAUGAACGUGUACGAGAGCAAUCACGUCACCGGACGCCUGAACCUACGUAUGUUCGCUACCAGACACCUGAUCCUGUCCCGAUCCGCUACCAGGCUCCCGAUGUUCGCCGCCAUCACACACAUGAACCACGUUUCGCACCGCCCGCGACAUAUGACUACGUUGUCGAUUCAGCUCCCGCACCAAUACGCCCGACCACUCCAUCGAGUCAUUCUCGACCUUAUGGCCCCCACGAUGAUGAGCCAUCCCCGAUACGCCCACUUGCAUCUUUUCUAUCCCCCAUUCAUCGCCCCAUAUCGGUACCACCAGACGGCUUCAUACCAUAUGCGUUGGACCUAGCAAAUGAUACUGGUCAGGCCGCUAUCCGACUUCCCCCUCCUCAUGAGCUCGCAGACCCCAUUCGCGGAAGGCACAAUCCUGUCGUCGUUAUUUCGACUCCCGAAGGCGGUAGCCCUGCGCCAGUUGGCUCCGCCUCUGACGAUGGCCCAAGAGCUUCAACCUCAAGAAUGGGAGACAUGCGCAACGGAAGCGCCCCUCGUCGGCCACCUGUACCACCGUCAGCCAUUCCCCCACGCAUAUCAAAGGAACCUUCUAGUCAUUCACGAGCAUCCACCCAUUUAUCAGAAUACGAGCUGUUACAUCCGCCCCAGAAGAUCGCGAGUAUGCGCAUAGUCCCUCAGAAGGAUCGAGAGCUGUGCCGCCAUUCCGUCCUCACUCUAGUCAGAAUCAUCGUGGCGGUGAACAUGCUCAUCGACGAGCCUCAUCACGUGGCGGUCCACGUCCUCCGCGCGAGAUUGUGCUUCCUGUGCCUCUGGCUCCACCUGUUGAGCAGCUGGCCCGCCCACAUUCCCGACCAAGCACUGCUGUAG